Messenger RNA from Heterocephalus glaber (naked mole-rat), 3476 nucleotides. The record is from RefSeq and is a predicted model, not a curated record. Lineage: Eukaryota; Metazoa; Chordata; Mammalia; Rodentia; Bathyergidae.
UCAAGACCACUCACCUGCCUUUAGCCUUAGCUCUCCCUGCAUCCUGAGGGGAAUGUGUCAUAAAAAUAGCUGUCAUCCUAGGUGGGGAAACCAUCAGGAUCUGGUAAAACUUGGCUUCCCCAGCACCUAGGGCUGUGGGCAUGGCAGUGGGCCAAAAACAUUCCUCUCCAGUACAAAGUAAACUUCAAACUCUUCAGGGCAAGAGAUCAACAGACCCAGCUCUGUCUCCAAAUAGAAUCUCAUCUAACACUCACAGGCUGCCACCCAGGAGCCUCCUGCUUCCUGAGAAGCUACUGAGAAGCCAUUCUGUUGACAGAAAACCACAUCUUCAUGAGCCUCUAAUCUAAGACUCCUGCCUGUCUUUAAGAACUCUUCUUUGUGUUUGAUUCUUGUGGAAGAAUUGAGCAUGUCAGAGCUGGCAAAGCCCUUGCAGGCCUGCACCAUGCCCACCUCCUACCCUGAGUCCACCACAGAGUACUUUGAGUAUGACGAGUCUGCGGAAGCCUGCAAAAUAGAGGACAUCGUAGCCUUUGGGACCACCUUCUUGUCCAUAUUUUACUCCCUGAUCUUUACUUUUGGCCUGGUGGGAAAUGUGUUGGUGGUGUUUGCCCUCACCAGGAGCCAGAAGUCCAAGAGCAUCACUGACAUUUACCUCCUGAACCUGGCCCUGUCUGAUCUGCUGUUCGUGGCCACACUGCCAUUCUGGACUCACUAUUUGGUCAGUGAGGAAGGCUUCCACCACGCAGUGUGCAAACUCACGACUGCCCUCUUCUUCAUCGGCUUCUUUGGGGGCGUAUUCUUCAUCACCAUUAUCAGCAUCGACAGGUACUUGGCCAUCGCCUUGGCAGCCAACUCCAUGAACAACCGGACCGUGCAGCAUGGUGUCACCAUCAGCCUCGGCGUCUGGGCAGCAGCCAUCCUGGUGGCAGCGCCCCAGUUCAUGUUCACAAAACAGAAAGAAAAAGAAUGCCUGGGUGACUACCCUGAGGUCCUUCAGGAAAUUUGGCCUGUGCUCCGCAGUGUGGAAGCAAAUGUUCUUGGCUUCCUGCUGCCCCUGAUCACCAUGAGUUUCUGCUACUUCAGAAUCAUCCAGACACUGUUUUCCUGCAAGAACCACAAGAAAUCUAGAGCCAUCAAACUCAUCUUAUUGGUGGUCAUUGUGUUUUUCCUCUUCUGGACCCCCUACAACAUUAUGAUUUUCCUGGAAACUCUCAAACUCUAUGACUUCUUCCCUGGUUGUGAUCCGAAAAGGAAUCUGAAGUUGGCCCUCAAUGUGACCGAGACUUUGGCAUUUAGCCACUGUUGCCUCAACCCCCUUAUCUAUGCAUUUGCUGGAGAGAAGUUCAGAAGAUACCUUUACCACCUAUACAGGAAAUGCAUGGUGGUCCUGUGCGGUCGUUCAGUCCAUGUCACUUUCUCCAGGUCAGAGUCACAAAAAAGCAGGCAAGGGAGCAUCCUGAGCAGCAAUUUUACUCACUCCACGAGUGAUGGAGAUGCGUCCAUCCUUCUCUGAAAGGAUUCCCAAAGCCUGUCUCCAUGAGAAUGCAGAGUUCCUGAAGCUGACACGGAGUAAGGACGAUCAAUUUUUGUUGUUGUUUUUUACAUGCAAGAAAUAUGGACUUAAUACUAACAAAACAACCCAAGUCUUUUCAAGAAUUGUGCUUAAAACUUGAAUGAUAGAGGAUAUAUGUGUCUCUUCUGGAAAGUCAGGACCUUUUUGCUUAAAGAUGAUGAAAGUACAACCCAGACUAGCUUAGUUUAAAAAAGGUGUGGAAGUGCCGGGGAUUUAGCUCAGUGGUUUUGCCGCCUGCCUUGCAAGUGAAAGGACCCGCGUUCAAUCCCUGAUAUGAAAAAAAAAAAGGUGUGGUAAAAAAAGGCGGGGAGAUGGUGGUGAGAACUGUUCACAUUUUGACAUGGGCAAGGGGAUGGCCGAGCCCUCAGAGUGAGUGGAAACCAGAACCUGAAUCUAACUAGAGUUUCCUCUCACUGAUGCUCAAAUCUCUGAGUAGUGACAGAUCUUCCAGGCUCACAUAACACAGCUUUAUCACCAUAGGGGGACUGAAACCUAUUCCUUUCUGGUCCCAAGGUCAAAUUCCCAGGGAAGGAUUCUGACUGUUAAGAUGGUAUUGGCCCCAUCUUUGGACAAGGUGGUGGUAUCCACAAAGAAGGGCAUAGCAAAUAGAAGCUUCUACUCCAAACUCAUGAUUAGAAGUUGAGGAAGACGUAUCUCCAAGAAGUUAUAAGGGUGAAUACUGUUCUGAACAGACAGAAUAAGAGCGACACACUAUCCUUACUGUGUACCUGAGGCAGUAUCCACUGCCAACUUCCUCUUCAUUAAACCCCUUUCUUCCUUAACCUGCAAGGGCUUUCCACUGCUUGCUACAUCAAGUCCACACUCAAAACCUUGGCCUCUGAGGCUCUCUGCCAUGCCGUCCAACCUACAGAUUCCAAAGGAGUUCCUUUGAGGGAGAGAGACCUUCCCAAGGAUCUCACCUUCCCUGUCAGCUGGGUCUCUUCCAUACGACCACACACACCUCCUUCCACCUGUUCUCAAGCCCUGAGGGAGAAAUAGAAAGAACCCUGCCCCAAAGUGAAGGAAUGGCUUCCAGUCCCAACUCUGGUGCUUGCCUACUGGGUAGUUUGGGGCCAACAGAGCUUCCAUUUACUCAUCUGUGGACAGGGAAUAAGGGUACUUUCAACAGGGAACACCCUUUCCAUCAUGAAAAACCAGCCACUCUUGCAAGUCCUAACCUUCUAGUUUGGUUCCCAGACUUCAGCUUUUUCACUCCUGGUGGUGUUGCACUCUGACCAGAAGUGUGGUGAUGGUGUAGGAGGAGCCUGCAGGACACAGCCCAGAUACAGAGGUCACUGGCUCCUACUGCAGUACUCAAGGAGCACCUAGGUCAAAAGAUCAAUCACCUUACCUGACCCAAGCCUCUCACAUUGCCCUGGGUAUCCCCUCCUAGUCACCUCAUGGGAACCCCCACCCAUCUGGAAAAAGUCUCCAUUACUCUCGCCACUGCCACCAUGGAGAACCAGGUGAGGACAGCAGUUUUCUUGUCUCAGUCAACACUGGGGAUGGUCUAAAACUUCAGAGCUCAUGAGACAAUCACAAUAGUGCUACAGAAAAUGUCACCUAUGGUCUAAUCACGCCUGCAUUUACCCAGCAUGUGCUCAGAGUGCCAACCAUAAUGAUAUACAGUUUUAUAACCUACUUUUUUCAACGUUAGGUUCCAAAUAGCUCUCUUGUGUAUUAAUCGUUUUAGAAGACUCUACCAGGUGUACACUCACUGGGGAAGAUCCAGCAUCUGCUCCCUGCUGCACACCUGGCACUCUCAGCAGUUGGUACAUUUAAUGAACAAGAAUGAAUCGUGUUUCCUCAAGACCAUGUACCAUAAUUUACUCACCAUUGCUCUGCUGAUAAACAUUUAACUUGUUGCCAAUAUUUAACAAAUAUACACUUUACAUCACUUUCA